UACUAGUAUCAUCAUACCGAUAAGGAGGUUACAUGACAGACGAGCUGAUCAUUUCCACUGUUCCGGUUCAUCACCUAUGGGACCAGUGACCAACCCAGAGACUGGUCGAAGCUACCGGAGAGAACACGGCAGUUUCUGCCAUAGAGUACUUGCCUCAGUACUGGAUAGCAGAUGUCGCACGCGAUAAUGAGGGUCGGACUAUUAAUCUUUCUAUCAGGGUGGUUGUGUCUGGUUGUACCAGGUGUUACCAGUACAUCAGAAUCCCCAGAACCCCCAAUUGAGACAUCCUUCUUAACAGAACCCCCAAUUGACACCAUCUCCACACCAAAACCUCCAUCUGAAACCACCUCCACACCAAUCACCACCAGUGAGAUUAUCUCCUCAGCCACCCCUUCCUCACCCCCACCAACAACCCCAGAUUCUUUAUCCUCCUCCACCACCCCCAACUCCACGACUUUCUCCCCAGUCAACAUCACCACCAUUAUUCCCCAGACCAACUCUACACAGACCACCAUUCACACACCAGGCCAGGAAUCAGGAGCGACCUCACCUGUAGCCACCACAUCCUUGCCAACCCAGACUCCAUCUGAGCAGAGCACGACACCCAUCCUGACAUCCCAGCCCACCCAGCCCACUCAGCCCCACCAGUCAACUGUGAACGGGUCCACAGGAACCACCAGCAGCCAGACUCCAGCCACCAGUCUGAGCAAUUCUACUGGGUCCUCCACCUCUUCCUCCACCUCUUCCUCCACCUCUUCCCCCACCUCUUCCCCCACCUCUUCCCCCACCUCUUUCUCCUCCACCACCUCCUCCUCCACCUCUUCUUCUGAGCCGCAGUUCUCCACCUCUGCUGUGCUGCUGACUACUACGGCAGGAUCCAAACCCACAACCUCUCAGUCAGUGUCAGGCACCAUUCAUCAGACCACCGCUACCGUGGACAGCAAGAGUCAAUCCAGGGCUUUCAGCUCAGGAAAAGUCGCAGCCAUCGUGCUCGCAUUCAUUGCUAUAGUGAUCCUGAUGUUCGGAGGGGCCUACUACUUGAAGUGGAGGCGUUCCUCCUACGGCCGUCUCCUAGACGACAACGAGUAUGCGUCAUUCCACAACCCUCUAUAUGAACACUGACCUCCAACGACAGCCUGUGCUACCGCUGUUUGACCCCCGACACCCGGAGAGAAUUUCUUGAUGACCAGAAGGAGAGAGAGAGAGCCCACUGAGCCUCAGACAGAGCCUGUAUGACCCCUUACCCUGGGCUAGCUGGACCACCUCAUGGAUGUCCAGAUAGAAAGGUGUCCCCUAGCGGGGCUCUUGAAGGACGGUGUGUCUGGAAUGACCAGGAGACUAUCCAGCACGCAUCAGGCCCAUUCUCUGAUAUCCCAUUCGCUUGCACUAAAGAGUAUAUGCACAGAGUAUAUGUUGAUAAUAUAUAGAUCGCUCUGGAGUGAUUUGAAAUUGUUCACGACUGUGAUUAUGUUCUUGUGAAGGUUCUUUAAGCAAAGUUGUUUCUGUUCCUUGAAGCGACUGCUCACCCUGGCAGUCGACUGUUUGUUGUGAUCACUGACGUGUGUUUGCAAGGAAACAGUUGUUCAGUGUGUUUUUCUAGACAAAAGCCAGUACUGUGACAAUCCCUAUGUGAAGGAUCCUCACCUGACCUACUCUGACACACUGUUGUUGAUUCGAUUUUAUGAUUUUUGUGACCUUUCUAGAAGUUAAUAAAUGUUACUGCACUGUA
Messenger RNA from Osmerus eperlanus (European smelt), 1729 nucleotides. It is a transcript of the gene parm1, whose product is annotated as prostate androgen-regulated mucin-like protein 1. The record is from RefSeq and is a predicted model, not a curated record. Bases 172 to 1122 code for a protein of 316 amino acids. Gene Ontology annotation, cellular component: late endosome; plasma membrane; Golgi apparatus. The transcript has 5 exons. Lineage: Eukaryota; Metazoa; Chordata; Actinopteri; Osmeriformes; Osmeridae.